Diplodia corticola is the source of this 1401-nucleotide messenger RNA. RefSeq names its product acyl-dependent ceramide synthase. Gene Ontology annotation, cellular component: membrane. The transcript is spliced from 3 exons. NCBI's taxonomy places the organism in Eukaryota, Fungi, Ascomycota, Dothideomycetes, Botryosphaeriales, Botryosphaeriaceae. Gene Ontology annotation, biological process: ceramide biosynthetic process. The record is from RefSeq and is a predicted model, not a curated record. Bases 1 to 1401 code for a protein of 466 amino acids. Gene Ontology annotation, molecular function: sphingosine N-acyltransferase activity.
AUGGCCCGCCCCGACCAGACCGAGCCCUUCCCGCCCCUCAAUCCCCUGCAGGAACCCUCGGCCCUCAGCGGCGGUUCGCGCCGCCGUCGAAAGAGCAGCAACCUGGGCGAUGACCCCAGGGGAGACACGGGCACCGUGAGCCUUGCGACGGCUUUCGACGGCCAGUCGCCCACCGAAGAGCGCUUCUCGAAGCAACACCGCCCCUCGAAGCGCCGGAAAGCGAAGUCUCUCGUGCGCCGCUGGCUGAAGCUCUCGAUCCGCCAUACCUGGCUCAAUCCGCUCAUCCUCAUCGUCCUCAUCCUCGCCCUCUAUGCUGCCAACCCCACUGAGUCCAACCCGUUGCAUGCUGCCAUCUUCCUGUCCUACCCUCUUCCCCGCGCUUCCGAUGCCGACCCGUCCGCCCCGAUACAGUAUGGCAAAGGAGGCCGGGACUUCAGCUUCGUCGCCUUCUACAUCGUCGUCUUCUCCUUCACCCGCGAGUUCCUCAUGCAGCGCCUGCUGCGGCCCAUGGCCAUCCGCUGCGGCAUCAAGUCACGCGCCAAGCAGGCACGCUUCAUGGAACAAGUCUACACCGCCAUCUACUUUGGAAUCUUUGGUCCCUUUGGCCUCUACGUCAUGUCGCGCACUCCGGUAUGGUAUUUCAACACCAGGGGCAUGUACGAGGGAUUCCCGCAUAAGACCCACGAGGCCGUGUUCAAGGCCUACUACUUGCUCCAGGCCAGCUACUGGGCCCAACAGGCCAUCGUCUUGCUUCUGAUGCUCGAGAAGCCCCGCAAGGACUUCAAGGAGCUCGUCAUGCACCACAUCAUCACCAUCGCCCUUAUUUGGUGCAGUUACCGCUUCCACUUCACCUACAUGGGCGUGGCUGUCUACAUCACUCACGACAUCAGCGAUUUCUUCCUUGCUACGUCCAAAACCCUAAACUACCUCGAUUCCCCCAUUGUCGGACCGUACUUUGGCUUGUUCAUCUUUGUCUGGACUUAUCUCCGCCAUUUCAUCAACCUCCGCAUCCUCUGGUCCAUGGUCAACGGCGAAUUCUCCUCGGUCGGACCCUUCGAGCUCAAUUGGGAGACGCAGCAAUACAAGUGCUGGAUCUCGCAGUACAUCACGUUUGCUCUGCUCGCCAGUCUGCAGGCCGUCAACCUGUUCUGGCUGUUCUUGAUCCUGCGCAUUGCAUACCGCUUUGUCGCGAGCUGGGGAGAAGUGGUCAAGGAUGAGCGUAGCGAUUACGAAGAGAGCGAGAACGAAUACGAAGCGCAAGAGAAGGCGGCCAAUGGCAAGGCCAUGGAAACUGCUCCUCAAGUCCUCCUCAACGGCGAGCCCGUAUCGCCUGUGGAGGAAAAGGCGACGACAACGGCCAUGGCUGCUGCCGCCAAUGGAAAGCAGAGGAAGGCCAGGUAA